Cyphellophora attinorum is the source of this 909-nucleotide messenger RNA. RefSeq lists its product as uncharacterized. Gene Ontology annotation, molecular function: hydrolase activity; carboxy-lyase activity. NCBI's taxonomy places the organism in Eukaryota, Fungi, Ascomycota, Eurotiomycetes, Chaetothyriales, Cyphellophoraceae. Gene Ontology annotation, biological process: secondary metabolic process. The record is from RefSeq and is a predicted model, not a curated record. Gene Ontology annotation, cellular component: cytoplasm; cytosol. The transcript has 3 exons. Bases 1 to 909 code for a protein of 302 amino acids.
AUGGGCCGCGUCGAUGUCCAUCACCACUACUAUCCAGAAGUCUUCACGAAAGCACUGCAAGAAGCCAGCGGAGAUCCCUCAGGAUGGACAGUGCCAGAAUGGACUAUCUCUGCAGACCGUGAGCUAUGCGCCGCUGUUGGCGUCUCCAAAGCAUACCUCUCCGCCACUGCUCCCGGUCCCGACAUUGCAGGCAGCCCCGAGAAGGCAGCAGCUCUCGCCCGACAGAUGAAUGAAGCCGGCGCAGCCAUUGUCAAGUCCGAUCCAGAGCACUACGGCUUCUUCGCCUCCGUUCCAACGCUCCUCGCGCCCGAACUCGCCAUCACCGAGAUCCGCUAUGCCCUCGACACCUUCCACGCCGCCGGCAUCAUCCUCAUGACCCGCUACGGCGACGACAAUCACUACCUCGGCCACCCCGACUUCGUCCCAAUUUGGAGGAACUUAAUGCCCGACAAGACCCACGUCAACCCACACCUUCCCGGUCCAAUGUUCGACUACCCGCAAGAAACCGGCCGCACAGCCAUGGACUUGAUCACCCAAAACCGCAUGCCAUCCGUGCGAAACUGCAAAAUCAUCCUCUCCCACGCCGGCGGCACCAUGCCGUACACCUUCAUGCGCGCCGCGGGCAUGCUUCCGCACACGCCGUUCACCGUGGGGAAGUCCACGGAGGAGUUGUUGGCGGAGGCGAGGGAGUUCUACUAUGAUACUGCCAUUAGCUCGAAUGAGUUCACGCUGGGGCUUUUGUUCAAGUUUGCUAAGCCGGGGCAUGUGUUGUUUGGGACGGACUUUCCGAACGCGCCGAGGAGAGGAAUUGAGUACUUCACAGGGCAGUGGGAGAGGUUUGAGGCGGACGCGGAGAGGAGGGAUGGGCUGGAUUUUGGGAAUGCGAGAGCAUUGUUUGAGGAGUUGUAG